AUGGCUCAAAGCAAGGAAUUAAAAGGUAGAAGUAGAAAGGAUUACCCUUUUAUGCUUGAAUAUCGAACACGAUGGAGCGAUAACGACAUGUACGAUCAUAUGAACAAUUCGGUCUAUAACUUUCUCUUUGAUUCUGUGAUAAAUUCUUACUUAAUUGACCAUUGUACUCUCCAUCCACCAACCUCAGCACAGCACCCCUUAAUGGCUCAAACGCAUUGCAAUUACUUCUCCCCUAUAUCAUACCCCAAGGUCGCCGAACUCUGCCUUCGGGUAAAUAAACUAGGGAAAUCUAGUGUUGUCUAUGAGAUUGCACUAUUCGAGAAGGGCGUUGAGCAAGUCAAAGCAGUGGGCGAAUACGUUCAAGUCUUCGUAGACCGCUCAACACAACGACCAAAUGCCAACGGUAUGGAUUCUAAACUACGACAGGGACUCGAGAAGCUACAUGUAGGACCUAGUUCCAGCAAAUUGUAA
Molecule: messenger RNA, 471 nt
Organism: Daldinia childiae
Lineage: Eukaryota; Fungi; Ascomycota; Sordariomycetes; Xylariales; Hypoxylaceae
Exons: 3
Coding region: 1-471 (156 amino acids)
Cellular component (GO): mitochondrion
Molecular function (GO): fatty acyl-CoA hydrolase activity
Source: RefSeq, a predicted model, not a curated record